This is a messenger RNA of Pseudoliparis swirei, 338 nucleotides long. Its product is annotated as cytochrome P450 2J4-like. The transcript has 2 exons. The coding region runs from base 71 to 301 and encodes 76 amino acids. NCBI's taxonomy places the organism in Eukaryota, Metazoa, Chordata, Actinopteri, Perciformes, Liparidae. The record is from RefSeq and is a predicted model, not a curated record.
CAGCCAAUCACAGCGCAGCCCUGAACCCGGCCGGUCACCGCGGAGCGGCGCACACAGCUGCAGUCUCGCGAUGGAUCGACUGAGCGCGGUGUCCUCCGCGUGGCUGUGGCUGGACGGCCGCAGCCUGCUCCUCUUCGCUCUGGUCCUGCUGCUGACCGCAGAGUAUCUGAGGGCCCGCCGGCCCCGCAGCUUCCCCCCGGGGCCCCGGGCUUUUCCUCUCGUGGGCAACAUGUUCUCCCUGGACCCCGGCAAAGUCCAUGGAGACAUGACGGAGGCAACAACGUGGAUACGGUGCUGCUGACCCGGCGUGCAGUCUCUGUGUUGCGCGUGACCAGCGC